Molecule: messenger RNA, 1932 nt
Organism: Dalotia coriaria
Lineage: Eukaryota; Metazoa; Arthropoda; Insecta; Coleoptera; Staphylinidae
Product: beta-hexosaminidase subunit beta-like
Exons: 6
Coding region: 273-1883 (536 amino acids)
Biological process (GO): glycosaminoglycan metabolic process; ganglioside catabolic process; carbohydrate metabolic process
Cellular component (GO): membrane; lysosome
Molecular function (GO): beta-N-acetylhexosaminidase activity
Source: RefSeq, a predicted model, not a curated record
CAUCGGUGAAUUAAUUCCGCAACAUUUGAUACCCUCAUCUCGGUUUUGUAAACACUUCACAAUUAUCACACUGAUCGGAUUUGUUUUUCUAAAGAGGACACUCGCGUCUGCAUUACAUUCCGUUUUUAAAACAGAUCUAGAUGUUGAACUUUACCCGCUUAAAAAGAGUAUAAGUGUCAUCGAUCGAUAAAACGCGCUUACAGUCAGGCGUGGUUAGUUGUUGAGCGUAAACAGAACGACUUGAUCACAUCAGACACUCGCUGACAUCCGAGAUGAUUGGUUGGAGAGAUUUUUGUAUCGCGUUUGUGAUGCCAUUGUGCAUAACAGCGUACAUCGUAAAUCCGGGGCCGGUAGUGAAAGCCACAAAGGGUCAGGUAUGGCCUAUACCGGAAAAACAAGACACAACCACAAAUUUUUUGAUCAUCAAUCCAACACACUUCGAAUUUCAGACGAAUGUUCCUCAAUGUUCACUGUUGACCAAUGCUUUGAAUCGGUAUUGGAACAUUAUUAAUAACCACGGCGUGGGUAAUGUGCGACAAUCUCAAUAUAAUGAACGCGAAAUUACGGAGAUUGACGGCUAUUCUGGAAAACUCAGCAGUAUCAAAGUGUAUCUCAAGACAAACUGCACUGGAGAUGAAGUACCUUCAGAUACUAUGGAUGAAUCUUAUGAAAUUGAUCUAAUGGGCGUACCAUCCACUCUAAUAGCUCCGACUAUUUGGGGUGCAAUUCGUGGGUUAGAAACUAUUUCACAAUUAAUUUAUUAUGCCGAGGAUGGUAGUACGUUAAUUCUUAAUACCACUAAAAUCUCUGAUAAACCUCGUUUUCCAUUCCGUGGAUUACUGGUCGACACUUCCAGACACUUCAUUCCAAAGGAUAUUCUUCUUAAGAACUUGGAUGCGAUGGCUUACAAUAAAUUAAAUGUAUUCCACUGGCAUUUAACUGAUGAUCAUAGUUUCCCAUAUCAAAGUAUUAAAUUUCCGGAAUUGAGUCAAUAUGGUGCAUAUCAUCCAUCAGCAUUGAUUUACACCCAACAAGACGUCAAGGAUAUUAUUGAGUAUGCUCGGCAACGUGGCAUUCGUGUAAUGACGGAAUUUGAUACUCCGGGACAUACACGGUCCUGGGGUGAAGGUGUAUCGGAUAUUUUAACACCUUGUUAUGAAAAUAAUGCACCAACUGGAAUGUAUGGCCCGCUAGAUCCGUCCGCCGACAAUGUUUAUACAUUUAUCAAGGAAUUUUUUGAAGAAAUUAUCUCAGUAUUCCCAGAGAACUAUGUUCAUUUAGGUGGGGAUGAAGUGGGUUUUGAAUGUUGGGAGAGUAACCCGAAAAUUACACAGUUUAUGAAAGAUAACAACAUGGUAUCCUAUGUUGCGUUGGAAAGUUAUUACAUUCAGAAGUUAUUGGAUAUUGUUCAUGAUUUGGGGGGCAAGUCUUUGGUCUGGGAGGAAGUAUUCGUCAAUGGAGUUGAAUUGCCCAAUAAAACCAUUGUACACGUAUGGAAAGGUGACGGAUACACUGUUCUUAAAAAAGCUAUAGCUGCUGGCAAACCUGCACUGUUAUCAUCUUGUUGGUACUUGGACUAUCUUAAAACUGGUGGCGAUUGGGACAAGUUCUACGAAUGCGAUCCACACAACGUAAAUGCCACCGAAGAAGAAUUAGAAUUAAUUCUGGGCGGGGAGGCAUGCAUGUGGUCCGAGAGUGUAAACAAGUACAACUUUAUGUCGAGAGUAUGGCCAAGGGCUUCAGCCGCGGCUGAAAAACUUUGGAGUCGUAAGGAUGCUGCCACUUAUUCAGAAGCAGCGCAAAGGUUAGAGGAGCACACAUGCAGGAUGAAUGCACGUGGAAUUGAAGCACAACCACCAAACGGACCUGGGUAUUGUUUGUAAGACAAGAUAUUAAUUUAAUAUUCACAAAUAAAAUUACAUUAACAAUUUA